UGUUUCCUUCACCUCUGAUAUUCCAAACAAUGUGCCGUCACUCAUCCACUGGAUGAGCCCUUUGCCAAUAAUAAAUGUCACGCCCCUUCUUCUUGCAGACUUAUUUCAAUCAAAACGCAUUAACAUUGAUAAGAUCCCUAAUCACUGGCGGUGCGACACCCGAGCUCGAAUUAAUCUUAGCCGAAGGCGCAGGAUUAAGGGGUGGUUACAGUACCGCGGACAGUUUAGCAAAUCGCGAUAGGUGCAGGGUGGGUCAAAUCUCGUUGUAUGAUGGGCCAUUGGCUCAAUACGGCGAAGGAGGCUCGUACGGAGACCUCUUUGUCGCGGCAUUAAAGUCGUAUGGAAUGCUGUGCAUUGGUCUGUACAGGUACAGAUUUCGCGACACCAGCUCGUCAUGUGACGCUUCUUCCAAGCGAUACGUUAUUACGAAUCCUCCCGAUGACUUCACGCUUUUGCCAACCGAUCAGGUUUUUGUACUGAUGCAGUUCGAUCCUGGCCUCGAAUAUAAGCCAAGCCGUGGCACCCGAGGGAAAGACGACGCCUCCUGACUGUUGCUGUGUAGCGCCCUGACCGACGGACCGUACUCGUACAUCUAAGCUAACCGACUAAUCUUCGUAAUCGGUUAGGCCAACAUUGGAUGACCAAGUCGUGCUUUCUAAGCAUCUUUCUAAGCGUUAUUCGAGCAUCAUUCAGCAUCGUUCGACGUCUUUCCUCGCAUCUUCCAGCAACUUCCUAUAGCCAUGCAAUAGUGGGAAAGCCAACCGAUCAAAGUUGCAAGAACCCGGCUUUCGCAUGUACGCAUUUCGUAAUUGUUUUUCCCUCAAGUGUCCGCUUUUCGAAGACCAUCAAUAACUAUAUGGUUCAAGCUAUGUUUGACAAAGUUUGACUAAGAAUUUCAAAUUUAUAUACAGCUGUAUGUGUAUGUUUAUAUACCAAAUAGAUAAAACAUUUUAGCUUGACGGACUCUCCGUCUUCUGGCAACCGCCAUCCU
Ceratosolen solmsi marchali is the source of this 991-nucleotide messenger RNA. Its product is annotated as calcium-activated potassium channel slowpoke-like. The record is from RefSeq and is a predicted model, not a curated record. Bases 75 to 548 code for a protein of 157 amino acids. The transcript has 4 exons. NCBI's taxonomy places the organism in Eukaryota, Metazoa, Arthropoda, Insecta, Hymenoptera, Agaonidae. Gene Ontology annotation, biological process: potassium ion transmembrane transport. Gene Ontology annotation, molecular function: large conductance calcium-activated potassium channel activity. Gene Ontology annotation, cellular component: postsynaptic membrane.